AUGUGUGUUACAAUUACGACUAGACCAAUUAUUAACUUAAAACGCACACCUGCUCUGCUCUUAUUCCUCUUCCUUCCCCCCACCCCAAUUUCUCGCCAGUUCUCCCACCCAGCCGUCGCUCUUGCUCCUAUCCCGCCGUAUCCUCUCCCUCACUACCCACCUUCACCUCUCCUAUUCACCUCACAGUCACUCAGCCCCACACCGCGAUCUCCUCUUCCUUACCUCCCCUCCGUCGCCUCUCCCUCCUCCCCGAUGUCGCCUCUCCCUCCUCCCCGCCGUCGCCUCUCCCUCCUCCCCGCCGUCGCCUCUCCCUCCUCCCCGCCGUCGCCUCUCCCUCCUCCCCGCCGUCGCCUCUCCCUCCUCCCCGCCGUCGCCUCUCCCUCCUCCCCGCCGUCGCCUCUCCCUCCUCCCCGCCGUCGCCUCUCCCUCCUCCCCGUCGUCGCCUCUCCCUCCUCCCCGCCGUCGCCUCUCCCUCCUCACCGCCGUCGCCUCUCCCUCCUCCCCGCCGUCGCCUCUCCCUCCUCCCCGCCGUCGCCUCUCCCUCCUCCCCGCCGUUGCCUCUCCCUCCUCCCCGCCGUCGCCUCUCCCUCCUCCCCGCCGUCGCCGCUCCAUCCUCCCCGCCGUCGCCUCUCCUUCCUCCCCGCCGUCGCCUCUCCCUCCUCCCCGCCGUCGCCUCUCCCCCCUCCCCGCCGUCGCCUCUCCCCCCUCCCCGCCGUCGCCUCUCCCCCCUCCCCGCCUUCGCCUCUCCCUCCUCCCCGCCGUCGCCUCUCCCUCCUCCCCGCCGUCGCCUCUCCCUCCUCCCCGCCGUCGCCUCUCCCUCCUCCCCGCCGUCGCCUCUCCCUCCUCCCCGCCGUCGCCUCUCCCUCCUCCCCGCCGUCGCCGCUCCAUCCUCCCCGCCGUCGCCUCUCCUUCCUCCCCGCCGUCGCCUCUCCCUCCUCCCCGCCGUCGCCUCUCCCCCCUCCCCGCCGUCGCCUCUCCCCCCUCCCCGCCGUCGCCUCUCCCCCCUCCCCGCCUUCGCCUCUCCCUCCUCCCCGCCGUCGCCUCUCCCUCCUCCCCGCCGUCGCCUCUCCCUCCUCCCCGCCGUCGCCUCUCCCUCCUCCCCGCCGUCGCCUCUCCCUCCUCCCCGCCGUCGCCUCUCCCUCCUCCCCGCCGUCGCCUCUCCCCCCUCCCCGCCGUCGCCUCUCCCCCCUCCCCGCCGUCGCCUCUCCCUCCUCCCCGCCGUCGCCUCUCCCUCCUCCCCGCCGUCGCCUCUCCCUCCUCCCCGCCGUCGCCUCUCCCUCCUCCCCGCCGUCGCCUCUCCCUCCUCCCCGCCGUCGCCUCUCCCUCCUCCCCGCCGUCGCCUCUCCCUCCUCCCCGCCGUCGCCGCUCCUUCCUCCCCGCCGUCGCCGCUCCUUCCUCCCCGCCGUCGCCUCUCCCUCCUCCCCGCCGUCCCCUCUCCCUCCACGCGGUUGCCUCUCCCUCCUCCCCGCCGUCGCCGCUCCCCCCUGA
Messenger RNA from Closterium sp. NIES-65, 1488 nucleotides. The record is from the annotation of a GenBank genome assembly. Lineage: Eukaryota; Viridiplantae; Streptophyta; Zygnematophyceae; Desmidiales; Closteriaceae.